UGGCAGCCAGAGAGGAAAGCGGACCUUGGACUUUUCCUGCCAAAGGCCUGGAGGGAGAGAGGAAAGAAGGGAGGGAGGGGAGCCGCCCCUUCCCCGUCUCUUUCCAAGCAAAGCAGCCUCGGCCAAUGCCAGCGCUCCCACUUUGGCUCCACCUGUUGCCUCUGCCUCCGUUGAUCUCCUGCGGGGAGAGAAAGGGAGCAAAGGUCCCCUUGUCUUUCCCCUGGCUUUGCCCGGCGGGCUCCGCUCCGUCCCCAUGACCGUCGGGGCCAAGCUGAGAGCCAGCUGCCCUCGGCUCAUCCGGGGCCCGGCAGAGGACCGGGUCUCCAUCCUCGAGAGGGAAGAAGGGAAAGAGAAGCCGCAGGGAGAGACGGCGAGGGCCGAGGGGCAGGCUCCGGAGGGGCCCUCGGAGGAGAGCCGGGCCAAGAAGGUGCCCUUCGCCUGCCUCCCGGAGAAGUACCAGCCUCUGGGCGAGGACGCCGGGCGCAAGAGCAAGCGGCGCCGGAGGAAGCUCAGGAAAUACGGCAAGAAUGUGGGCAAGGCACUACAAAAAGGCUGCCGUUACCUGGUCCUCGGCCUGCAGGGGUUAGCCAAUGCCUAUUCGUCUCCACUCGGAGUGGCCGUUUCAGUAGCAACAGUGUUCCGCUAGCCCUGAGAAGAAGAUGCUGGCAUUGAAGCACAAGGAUGUUCCUCCUUUCCUUACGCACUUUGCCUUUGGGAAUGACUUCAACUCAGUAAUAAGGAGAAGAAAUGGAUCACAUUGAACAUUCAGCGGCAUAGGCUGAUAUGCUCUGUUUUAAACAAAUCAUUUUUACUGUUUGUGCAUGGGGAGAUCAGAUCAACAGCACAAGUGAGGCCAAAGGUUGGAUUAGCAUUGAUUAGUUGUGCCGGACUGAGAAAAUAUAUCACCUUUGAGCAUAGCAUGCAUAGAUAUACACUCACAAAAGCUAUGGAGGAAGGAAAGUAAAGUAAAUGAGGUGAAGAGGCAAGACUGAGGAAUAAAAGAGAGAUAAGGAGAGAAAGAGAAGGAAAUGAAAUGUUAGUCUCUCUCAGGUUUUUCAGAUUCUAGGAAUGGUAGCUUCCAUUUUUCUGAGGAAUACACAGAACUAAAUGUUUUUUUUGCCAGGGACAGUUUCUCCUUCUAGGCUGCAUUACGUUGAUUAUAAAAGUACCAACGUAGUGCAGUGGCUACAGUGUUGGGCUACCAUUCUGGAGGCUAGGUUUCAAAUCCCCACUUGGCCAUGGAAACCCACUGGAUGACUUUGGGCAAUUCACACUCUCUUAUCCUCAGAGGAAGGCAAAGACAAAUCUCCUUUUAAAACAAAAACAAAAUGUGAUCAUCAUAAGGUCAUUGUAAGUCAGAAAUGAAUUGAAGGCAGUAAUAACAACAAAAAGCAACACCCAGUGAAAUUAAGGGCUCCUCCAGAUAGGGCAAAUGACAAAGGUUGUGUUGUUGGGAAGGGAGAGAUGGGGAUGUUAGUAGUCAAGGAAUACUUUUUUGUCUCUAUUGAAUGGCGAUUCUUGGCACCAGCUGCAAUUUUUUAUUCCCACUCUAAAAAAAAAAAAUCAAAACUUCAGACUAUGACCCCUUCUACAUUGCCAUAUGAAAUCUAGAUUAUCUGCUUUCAACUGGAUUAUAUGGCAGUGUAGACUUAAAUAAUCCAGUUCAGAUCAGAUAGUGUGGAUUGUCUGUGUUGAUAAUCUGGAUUAUAUGGCAGUGUAGAAGGGGCCAUACUUGAAUAAAAAGUCUCGGUUCAUGUGUACAUGUUAAAUUGUGGUACUUGGUGGGUUUUCUGGGGCAAUUUGCAAACAAUAUCAAAACUCAAGAUCAUGCUUUAGACCAGUUGUUCUCAACUUGUGGGUCCCCAGAUGUUUGGCCUUCAACUCCCAGAAAUCCUAACAGCUAGUAAACUCAAAGGUUGAGAACCACUGCUUUAGAUCAAUUUGGAAAAGCUCUGAAACGUAUCUGUAACAGAGCAUGGAAAAGUUUAUUUCCAGGGUUGCAGCUCCAAGAAUCUCCCCAUUGACAUGGUCAUUGGGCAUGCUGGUAGAGGACUCUUGGAGUUGCAGUCCAAAAAGGAAACUUUGCUAAACUCCUUUGCCAGUAUAUUCAAGGAAAAGGGCCCUUGGAAUACAGGUCUGGCAAAUCUACAGUACUUCCAUUUGGGACUAGGAAGCAGCGGACAUAUCCCUAACCCAGACUGGAAGUUUGUGUGGCUUUUAAAUUGUGUUUGAACCAGAUUCUUGAGUUAUACCAUGCCAGGUUGUUGUUUGUUUGUUUAUAGAAAAUAAUCUCAGAUCCUCAUCUACCCAUCCUUAAUAUGGAUUUUGGCCAUGGAGUAGAGUAGCAGCCCUUUUCCCUUUCACCGAGGAAAAUUAUCAUUUGCCUCUGAAGCUCUUCUCUUUUAUCACAUGCCCUGUCCAUCAACAGGCCCCCAGAGAAGUUUACUGAAUAUCCCAAUUACAAUAAAACAAUUAAAUGCCCCUGUUCCUAGUAUAGUGGUCUUUGUUGUUGUUGAUGUGUGCUUUCAAGUCACUUUCAACUUAUGACAACCCUAAAGCAACCCUACCAGAGAGUUUUCCGGAGCUGAGAAUGUGUGGCUCACCCAUGUGAAUUUCCAUGGCUGAACAGGGAAUCAGACCCUGGUUUCCAUAGUUCAAAACACUACAUCAUGCUACAUUUUGAUGUAAUAUACUAUGAAAAGAUGUACUUCCCUGUAACAGGCCUAAAAGGAUUGGUUUAACUGGGUAAUCCCUGAGUUAUUGUGAUACUAUGGGGAACUCUGUCUAUUCAGUUUCUCCCUUGGCAUUUUAAAAGAAAUUGUUACUGAUUGUCCAAGAUUGGAAGCUUUUCUAUUACAUACAGCCUUGGCAUUCAGAUUGUAUUAAAAGUGAUUUUUAAAGGGGAUGGGUCAAUGCAGAGCUGGAAAUACAUUUACAGACAUCACUAUCUUGGUUUAUCCUGUCAAUCACCAGAAAAUGUCUCAGUUAGAAAGAAGAAAAGUAUCUAGGAUUCUUAUCAAAGUUUAGAAAAAAUAGUUUAAAAGCAUAUGGUUACAAACACAUCUGAUCUGAGAUUACAAAAAUGUAUAGGAAUUUUAAAAUUUUUGUAUUUGACUUACAGAAGGCAUUGGAAUGGGUGGGAAUCACUUUGGUCACUGUAUGGGAAACAUCUCUUACUAAUCCUGUGAAUACCAAAGGACAGCAGCAAUUGUACUCUGCAUACUCAUAUACAGUAUAAUUCUAGGGUCAAUGUAAGCACUUUACCAUAACUUUUAUCAAAAAAGGAACUACCCUCUUCUCUGAGAAGAGUGGAGAAAGGCAAGAGCUUACUCUGUCUGGGAAGAACCUAAAAGAAGCACCAACUCUCUCUACAAUCAUUACUCAGCUGCAGUUAAAGUAGAUGCAGGUAAUGAGGUUAUGUAUGUAGGAUGGAUUUUUGUAUUAUGGCAUUGAAUAACAAAAAUUGUUUCCUGAAAUGCUGUUGGAAUCAAAAUGGUCACUUGCACAUCUCUUUGAAGAAAGCACAAAGCCAUAUCAGAAAGUUUAACCUUCUAGGUGGAAAGAAAUCUCCCUAUGCUGCCAUUUAUAGGAGUAUUUUGUAUAGUAUUGACAAGCAAAUCUAAUCAUUAUAUAUUCUAAAAUGGUAUACUUUUGCUUAGGUAAUAACUAAUGUUGUAUGUCUUUAUUUGACUUUAUUAGUAUUGACAAGACAAUCCAAACUUUGUGUAUUUCAAAAUGAUAAACUUCUACUUAGAUGAUAGAUAUUUUUAUCCUUUAUCUUUUAUAUAUUUGCUACCUAAUAUAAUUGAGCUAAGACUAUACAUUUAUUUUAGAAAACAGACUUAACUUUUUCGUGUUUUCAUUUAUAAACCUAGUGACAAAUAAAAUGAUGUAACAAAAUAAACAGUUUACAAUUUGAGUGUAAA
This is a messenger RNA of Anolis carolinensis (green anole), 3926 nucleotides long. RefSeq names its product chromosome 1 C1orf115 homolog (gene c1h1orf115). Bases 254 to 646 code for a protein of 130 amino acids. The record is from RefSeq and is a predicted model, not a curated record. The transcript is spliced from 2 exons. Lineage: Eukaryota; Metazoa; Chordata; Lepidosauria; Squamata; Anolidae.